AUAGCUGCAUCUGCUCCAUCUCAGGAUACAAAACAGCAAGUGUGAAAAGAUACAGGAGAUAUCGGUCCACAAGAGAUGGUUCCGAGCAGGAAGAAUGUGGUUCUCGUGGAUGGAGUCAUACUGAACGGCCCCACAACAGAUGCAAAAGCAGGAGAAAAAUUUGUGGAAGAUGCCUGUAGACUAAUAAUGGAGGAGGUGGUUUUGAAGGCUACAGACAUCAGUGAGAAGGUCUGUGAGUGGCGGCCCCCUGAAGAGCUGAAGCGGCUUCUCGACCUGGAGCUGAGGGACACGGGAGAGCCGCACCACCGGCUGCUGGAGCGCUGCCGGGACGUCAUACGCUACAGCGUCAAGACCAACCAUCCAAGAUUUUUCAACCAGUUAUAUGCUGGACUUGAUUAUUACUCCUUGGUAGCCAGAUUUAUGACAGAAGCAUUAAACCCAAGUGUUUAUACGUAUGAGGUGUCCCCAGUGUUUCUGUUAGUGGAAGAAGCGGUUCUGAAGAAAAUGAUUGAAUUUAUUGGCUGGAAAGAAGGGGAUGGAAUAUUUAACCCAGGUGGUUCAGUGUCCAAUAUGUAUGCCAUGAAUUUAGCCAGAUAUAAGUACUGUCCUGGUAUUAAGGAAAAGGGGCUGUCUGGCUUGCCAAGAUUAAUCCUUUUCACAUCUGCAGAGUGUCAUUACUCCAUGAAGAAGUCUGCUUCCUUUCUUGGGAUCGGUACUGAGAAUGUGCGCUUUGUGGAGACAGAUGGAAGAGGAAAGAUGAUACCUGAGGAGCUGGAGAAGCGCGUGCAGGAGGCCAAGAAAGAGGGCGCAGCUCCGUUCCUGGUGUGUGCCACGUCCGGUACCACGGUGCUGGGGGCCUUCGAUCCUCUGGAUGAGAUCGCGGACAUCUGCGAGAGGCACGGCCUCUGGCUCCAUGUAGACGCUUCUUGGGGUGGCUCAGCCUUGAUGUCCAGGAAGCACCGCAGGCUCUUGCAGGGUAUCCACAGAGCUGAUUCUGUGGCGUGGAACCCACACAAGAUGUUGAUGGCUGGGAUUCAGUGCUGCGCUUUCCUCGUCAAAGACAAAUCUGACCUUCUUAAGAGAUGCUACUCCGCCAACGCGUCUUACCUCUUCCAGCAGGAUAAAUUCUAUGAUGUCAGCUAUGACACGGGUGACAAGUCCAUCCAGUGCAGCAGGAGACCAGAUGCAUUCAAGUUCUGGAUGGCCUGGAAGGCCCUGGGCACAUUAGGCCUUGAAGAAAGAGUUAACCGCGCUCUUGCUUUGUCUAGGUACCUAGUAGAAGAAAUCAAGAAAAGAGAAGGAUUCAAGUUACUGAUGGAACCUGAAUAUGCCAAUAUUUGCUUUUGGUACAUUCCACCGAGCCUCAGACAGAUGGAGGAAGGACCUGAGUUCUGGGCAAAACUUCAUUUGGUGGCCCCGGCCAUUAAGGAGCGGAUGAUGAAGAAGGGGAGCCUCAUGCUGGGCUACCAGCCCCACCGGGGGAAGGUCAACUUCUUCCGGCAGGUGGUGAUCAGCCCUCAAGUCAGCCGGGAGGACAUGGACUUCCUGCUGGAUGAGAUAGACCUCCUGGGGAGGGACAUGUAG
Dama dama (fallow deer) is the source of this 1584-nucleotide messenger RNA. It is a transcript of the gene GADL1, whose product is annotated as glutamate decarboxylase like 1. The record is from RefSeq and is a predicted model, not a curated record. The transcript is spliced from 15 exons. NCBI's taxonomy places the organism in Eukaryota, Metazoa, Chordata, Mammalia, Artiodactyla, Cervidae. Gene Ontology annotation, molecular function: carboxy-lyase activity; pyridoxal phosphate binding. Bases 76 to 1584 code for a protein of 502 amino acids. Gene Ontology annotation, cellular component: cytoplasm. Gene Ontology annotation, biological process: carboxylic acid metabolic process.